AUGGUCAGCGAGGUGGUGGCGGAGACGAUCAAGCCGCUCGCCUCCGGCGGGGCCGCCAGCGCGGACCUCGCGGCGCUCGAGCAGGCGCUCGCGAAGGUCUCCGAGGCGCGCGAAGCCCAGGCCGCGGGCCAGCGGGGCUUGCAGAGCGCAGUGCGCCGGGCCGCGGACUCGUGGGCCGAGCAGUCGUCGCUGGCGGUCACCACCAUGCUGCAGAAGGAGCUGUCGAAGAUCUCCGACGGCGUCGCAGUCACGCUCGCACAGCAGCUCUCGCAGUCGAAGAGGUUCUGCGAGGCGCUGGCGAAGGGCGUGCAGAGGAUCACACCGCCUCGCGCGCCCGGGCCGCUCCGGCGGCCGCCCCGCGGCGCGGGGCACCCCGCGCGGCCGGGGCGGAUGCACGGGGCUGGCCCCUGCGGCUGCGGCACCUUCGGCGCCGCGGGCGCCGGCGCCGGGGGCGAGCAGGCCAGCUUCGCCCCGACCAGCUUCGGGCCCGCGGGGCCGGCGUGCUUCGGGCCCCUAGGCGGCGCGGGCGGGCUGGGCGGCCUCGGCGGCCUGGGCAGCUUCGGCAGCGCGGGCAUGGGCGGCGUGGGCAUGUUCGGCGCCAUGGGCGGCUGCGGCGGUAUGGGCCUGGGCUUUGGCGGCCUCGGGUGCGCGGCGGGCGCCGGCGUCUGCGGCAGCGAGGCGGCCUUCCUCGGCGCGCUGCAGGCGUCCGGCGCCGGGGGCGGGCGCCUCACGCUGCUGCUGCCGCGCGGCCUCGUGGGCGGCGUGCUGGUGCCGAGGGGCCUCAUGGCCGAGAUCGCGCAGAGGUCGGGGUGCAGGAUAGACAUCGGGGGCGAGGGCCCCGCGGAGACGAUGCAGGUCUCCCUCACCGGCAGCUUCGCCGCGAACUCCUUGGCGGCCCUGCUGCUCCAGGAGAGGGCGGUGCAGUUCCAGCAGGAGCAGCCCUGA
This is a messenger RNA of Prorocentrum cordatum, 945 nucleotides long. NCBI's taxonomy places the organism in Eukaryota, Dinophyceae, Prorocentrales, Prorocentraceae. The record is from the annotation of a GenBank genome assembly.